AGCAACAUCCGAGAAAAAUAUCCCCGUCACCUCUGUCACGUUAAGCAUGUAGGGCCUCAACGAUUGCGCUUGUCUCAAAAAUAUCUCAGCGUCAACAACCAGAACUACAUCAACAACCUCCAAAACAAUAAGCCUAGCUGGUGUAGCACAACUUGGAGAGGAAUUUUGGGAAAACAAUUUAGAAACAACGAGAAGCAAAAGCAAUCAACUCUUGACGUUAUAAUCAGUUUCUCCCGUAUAGAAAAACAUGGGCGCAGGCACAACUUCAGCGAUGGAGCUGCAGAUACGCCGGAAAUGAACCGGGACUGUUAAAGACGAUUGAGACCACCCAGCACUGAAUAAAUUUUCGAAGAGAACAGCCUCAGAAGAGAAGGAACGCAGACAGAAUAUUCCGUAGCGUUUCGGUCGGCCAUCUUCCCCGUGUGACAUUGGACGAUAUUACACCGAUCACAAAUAUAAAAGACGCACUCCGACAAGAUGGGAAAGAAAGACAGUAACAACCAAAUGGAGGCGUGGCGGAAGAAAGCCAAGGACAAGGUCCGUGCCUUCAACAAAAACCUGCGCAAGGAUGCCUUCGACAAGAAAACAAAAAACAUGACAUUCGACGACGCGCAAGAGCAGUUGGAAGAUCUGCAAGGAAUGAAGGAAUCAGGCGCGAUUAGCCAUAAGAACCAGGGGAGGCUAGCGACUUAUGAAAAGUAUAUAUCAGAAGAGUUUCGUUUUUUUUUUCGAAGAAAUUAUCGCAAAACACGACGGUAUGGACCGCGUUUAGACUACCUUUCGCAGCAGUCAUGCACAUUUGCAUUUUUUGUUGAAAGAAAGUACGAAAAAAGUUUGUCGUAGCGUCGUGUUUCAAAUCCUUUCGAUAUUGAUUCUGGAUGCUUUUGAUGAGAGACGAAAGUUCAUUGUUUCUGAAGUAGCACAAAAACGCAUUGCAGGUAUCUCGCUAACAACGCGCCCGAGCUGCUGAAGCGACAGAAAGAGAAGAAGGAAAAAACCGAAGAAGAAAAGCGGGAACGCGCACUAGAGAAGAGAAGAAAAACCGCGAAGUUUUCUGUCUUCUACCACCCAACCGACAAUCCGUUUGGCAUACCACCGCCCGGGGAAAAGCAGCAGUACCGGCACCCGGACGGCAGCGUGCAAGCCGUGGCACCUUUCGCGAACGACGACAGCGAUAGCGAGGACAACGCGAAGAAGCGACGCAAGGCGGAGACGCUGCAGCUACCAGGGUUUAGCGCCGGAAUGCUGGCGAAGAUUCGCAAGGACGCGCAGGACCAGUACAAGCAGGAGAAAGUGGAACAGGGAACGCCAGCGGAGGUGGAUGUGGAUCACCACAUCAGCUACACGCCCCCGAUGCCGGAGACCCCCUACCCGUUCUACAACGCCCCGACCAUGAAGAAAGAACCGAUCGUCAAUGAUUCCCAGCUGAUUCGUGACACCAUACAAGCCAUCAGCAACGUGCGCGAGGCGUUGCUGCAGAACGUGAUAGCAUCGACGUACGCCGGCUACGGCGGUAAGAUGAACUGGGGGAAAGACGGCGCGAAGGGUAGCUUCGACAAGGGCAAGAAUUUCUUCAAGGGCGACGAUAAGGGGAAGAAGGGCGGCAAAAGUAGCAAAGGUUCGUCGGGUGGAAAAUCCAAGGGCAGAAGCAAAGACGAGGCCGUUCUUUUUGUCUGGAACGACAAGCCACCAGAGAGAGACCUCGAGAAAGGAGUUUUGCGACCCGGCGAGAAACCACCGGCAGAAGGCGCGGAUGGCACUACGUCCGCUUCGGAGCCCAAAGCCAGCGCAGCCUCCGCCGCCGCAGGACGGAGCAUGCUUUUGCAGCGGUUGGCACGCAAGGGAAAAACAACUGACACCGCGUAUCUCCAGGCGCAAACCCAGGUCUCUGCGGCAGCAACCACCACGAAGGAGGAGAGUGAUGUCGCACAAGAAAUGUCAAAAUUUCUUCGCGAGAUCGACAAAUAA
This is a messenger RNA of Amoebophrya sp. A120, 1968 nucleotides long. The record is from the annotation of a GenBank genome assembly. NCBI's taxonomy places the organism in Eukaryota, Dinophyceae, Syndiniales, Amoebophryaceae.